AGCAGAAUAUGCUUUCCUCUGCUCCGCAAAUAUCCCUUCCUCUUCCCUCGCUGCGAUUACGGGUUCCUUGAUAAAUUAAAACAUUUCUAUCUUCUCCUCCUCUUUUCUUUUGCUGACGACAAAGAUCAUCGCUGAUAUUUCUCUUCAUUCGCUUUCUCUCGCAGUCGAAGAAGUGAAACUGAAAAAAAAAAAAAAAAACAGAAACUAUGGAGCUUGUUGGGGAGCUCUUUCUCACGGCCUCUCUCGCGGUCCUCCUUUCUUUUCUCGUCGCCAAACUCGUCGCCAUGGCCAUGGCGGUUGGUGAUUCGGACAACAAACCGCUGAGGGUUUCCGAUGAGGGCGUCGUUGAGACGGAGGUGAGGUACGAGGAGAGUUUGAGAGUUCGGAGUGCUGAGAGCGAGAGGAGAGUUGAAUUUGUUGAAGAAGCCGUCGAAAAGGUCGAUCGUUUAGGCGGGGAAAUUUUGGAAGAACUGCAGCAUAGUCAAGUGGAAGGUUUCGAAGGUCAACCGGAGACCGUUGGAUCGCCGGGGGAGCGGACAUCGGAGGGCGAAGAGAGGUCGUUGGAUGAGAGAGCUUUGGACUUCAAUGCUAAAGGAGUCGAUGAAGCUGGCGCCGAUGAUGAUUCAGCGGAAGAAGGUUCGGAGAAUAGAGGAGUUGAAGAAACUAGUGCGAAAUCGGCGGCGAACGACGUAGUUUCUCUGCAAACUGAAGAGGUCAGGGUUGUAAGAAGUGAAUUGGAGGAAAAGGAUGAAGUGAAUGAGGUUGAAUCGCAUAAUAUCGGCGACGAGGAUGAUUGGGAAGGGAUUGACAGGAACGAAUUGGAGAACGAUUUCGCCGCGGCCGUGAAAUUCGCGGAGGCUGAAGCAAAGGACGGCGGUCGUCCGGCGGUCCUCGGGAGCCAUGUACAGAUGGAGUUGUUCGGACUUCGCAAGGUUGCGACGGAGGGGCCUUGCCACGAGCCUCAGCCUCCGGCUCUAGACCUCUCUGCCCGUGGCAAGUGGAAUGCUUGGCAAAGGCAGGGAAAAAUGACUCCAGAGAUGGCAAUGGAACAGUAUGUUACCAUUCUUUCAGAGAACGUUCCGGGUUGGAUGGACGAUCAUUUUGCUGGAGAGAGUAGAGAAAAGCCUUCGGAGGAAGAGAUGGCCGGCACUGCUGCUCCUGUUUCUGGCACAUUAUUGCACGCUCAACCAAAUAUUGCAAGCGAGAGGGAAUCGAAACUGAAGUUUGGAGCUGAGAAAGAUGAUUUUACUGGGGCUUCAGACUUGGAGAACAGGCCCACAGGAUGACAGCGUGGUUCUGCCUCUUGAUUUUCCGGACCACAGGUGCUAUUCUUUCGGUUUACUCAACUAAAACAGGAAAAUUUCUUAUGACGGAUGGAAAUAAAUAAAAGGUGCUUGAAGUGCUUGUGGUUCUUGGGCUAUGUAUACUAUCAUUUAAUUUAUCUAUAAUUAUGAUGAUGCGUGUAUAAUGCAUACUAAUGGCAAUAGUAUGGCAAUAGUAUGUUUUGUGCUUAUGUGCAUGUAUAUAUACAAGAUUUACCUAUGUUUGAAAUUCCUUUCCUUGUGGUUGAAGUUAAACUAUUGAUA
Morus notabilis is the source of this 1586-nucleotide messenger RNA. RefSeq names its product acyl-CoA-binding domain-containing protein 3. Lineage: Eukaryota; Viridiplantae; Streptophyta; Magnoliopsida; Rosales; Moraceae. Gene Ontology annotation, molecular function: fatty-acyl-CoA binding. Gene Ontology annotation, biological process: fatty acid metabolic process. Bases 207 to 1286 code for a protein of 359 amino acids. The transcript is spliced from 5 exons. The record is from RefSeq and is a predicted model, not a curated record.